Messenger RNA from Esox lucius (northern pike), 3330 nucleotides. It is a transcript of the gene ccnjl, whose product is annotated as cyclin J-like. Gene Ontology annotation, molecular function: cyclin-dependent protein serine/threonine kinase regulator activity. Gene Ontology annotation, cellular component: cyclin-dependent protein kinase holoenzyme complex; cytoplasm; nucleus. NCBI's taxonomy places the organism in Eukaryota, Metazoa, Chordata, Actinopteri, Esociformes, Esocidae. Gene Ontology annotation, biological process: regulation of cyclin-dependent protein serine/threonine kinase activity; mitotic cell cycle phase transition. The transcript is spliced from 6 exons. The coding region runs from base 375 to 1589 and encodes 404 amino acids. The record is from RefSeq and is a predicted model, not a curated record.
GGAGAUUCGCCAUUCAAGCUUUUCCCCGGUCCAGAUUAGCAACAGGGAGAGCUGCUUGUGGUUGUCCGACUGAGUUCCAUUGAGGCGAACACAUCACAGGGGGUGAAUGGAGAGGGGCGUCGAAGAAAAAAAGGGAAAAAAACAUGCUAACACAACAUAGCGGUCUUCAGGAGUUUGUGUUGUUUAGACUUUGAGGUGUUCCUUUCGCAGUUUUUCCCCCUGUUUUUAAAGGUAUUCAAAGGUAUAGGUAAACUGUCCGCAAAAGACUGGAUUUUAGAAUGCGGCUGGUCUGAAACAAAGGGGUCGGGACUCCGGAGUGUUGCAGUGUUCAGUGCUAAAAGCAGGUUGGACCGAAAGGGUUCACCACGGUCAAGAUGGAACCUGAGGGCGGGUGGUGGAGGAGCCAGCUCGCGGCAGACAUCCACCAGUCUCUACGAAUGAAGGAGCUGAAGUUGCCCACCUACAAGGCCCACUCUCCACAGAUGGGGAUGAGGCGUUACUUUGCCGACCUGCUGGCUGUCCUCAGUAACCGUUACCGGCUGUGCCCGGCGGCCCGCCACCUGGCCGUCUACCUCCUGGACCUGUUCAUGGACCACUACGACGUGGCCGUCCGCCAGCUCUAUGUCAUCGCCCUGUCCUGCCUCCUAUUGGCCAGCAAGUUUGAAGAAAAGGAGGACCGCGUGCCGAAGCUGGAGCAGCUCAACUCCUUGGGCUUCAUGUGCAGCCUGAACCUGUCCCUGAACAGGAAGGACCUGGUCAGCAUGGAGCUCCUGCUCCUGGAGACGUUUGGCUGGAACCUGUGCAUGCCCACGCCGGCCCACUUCAUUGACUUCUAUCUCCACGCUGCCGUACAGGAUGGAGACCUGCACAACGGCUGGCCCCUCUCCUCCCUCAGCAAGACCAGAGCCUUCGUGGAGAAGUACACGCAUUACUUCCUGGAGGUCUCGCUGCAGGAUCAUUCCUUCCUGAGCUUCCGGCCAUCUCAGGUGGCUGCGGCCUGCAUCGCAGCAUCCCGCGUCUGCCUCCAGAUCGGGCCCAGCUGGACCACCGUCCUCCACCUGCUCACCGGGUACUCCUGGGAGCACCUCAGCCCGUGCGUCCACAUCAUGCUGCUUGCCCAUGACAACGAUGUACAACAGGCCAAAAGGUCCAAGUCCAACUCUCCGUCUGUCCAGAGGCAACCCCAGGCCCUUCCUCCACCCUCCAGCGUCUCCCCCUCCACGCUGAAACCACCCUCGUCCACCUCCCGGCAGCUGCUUUUCCAGCCAGGCGGCUACCAGCAGCACUUGAGCCAGCACUCCGCUGCUCUGUCCCAGCUGCACAUGCUAGGUGAGUCCCAGGCUCUGGGCCCUGUUGGGUCUCAGGACUACCUCCAGGCACACCCGUCAGGGCUCCUCUCUGGUUCAGUUCCUCAGGGAGCCUUCCCCUCGUUCCCUGGCCUGACCCCAGGGUUGCACUCGCCCUUGCCCCUCCAGGGACCCCUCUCCAUGCAGGUGGCCCUCACGGCGGAGCCCCGUCACUGCCUGUCCUAUGGGACAAGUUACCUGGGCUCCCGUCUCACCUUCGCGACAAGCUGCUUUAACAGGUGACUCUAUGGGAGGGAGGUCAAACUGAACCUGGUUUACAAACAGGCUGUUAUGUUACCUUAAUGUUACUGCCUGUUCUAUAUUGAGAGAGAACGAGACUGGUUUGGACACUGUGAUUCACUAUGAUUCACAACAGCUUUGGUUGUGGGGAACCUCUGGUUCUGCGCUGAUUCUCUUAAUGUGGGCCUUUUUUCUAUUUUGUAUUUCAAUGCUGCUGCUUUAAACAUAUAAAAUGUCUUCAUUAAAGAGAUCUGUCCUUAGGAUUGUUCACAUGAACUACAGGGUCUGACAGAUUACACACGAAAGAUGUAUUUAAAACAGCUGUCAAUGAAUUUGAUGUUGCUGGCUCAAGUGCUUUAUUUGGUUUUUGACAGUGUAUUACUUAAAAGCAUGACAAAAUGUUUGACAGAUUUUUCUGAACCAGCUGUGUCCUUUGCUGGUUUAGACUAGACUCCAUCUUGUUUUGCUGCUCUGGUGCCCCCGUGGGCAAAUGGAGCCGUGGUAACGAGGGAAAUGGCCACAUCUGUCCUCUCAACACGUCAAACCACGGGGGAGGAAGUCCGGUCAAUUCUUUACUAGCUAGUCACCUCCCCAGUUCAUGUAAAUUCUCCUGACUGGUACCAUUUGAUCUGUGUGCCUUUGACUGAAACCCAUGAAAGUCACAAAACCCUCGCUGUAAAGGCUACCACUGCUCUCGUUGUCGGCAAGACCUUGAGAUGUUAAUGACACUGGGAUCACUUUGGGAACACUACAGCACAGGAUAUAGCUUAUAGUUCAGUACCAUUAAUGUUCUUCUCUGGUCACAUUACUGCUACUGCAACAACUGUCCUACCUCAGUCUGUUUCAGGUGGGUGGUUAUUUGUGUAGUUUUACUGCAACAAACCUGCUGAAUAAUCAACCUUGUUUGAUCAGAUGGAAAGAGAGCCUUAAGUCCUAGAGAAUGAGAAAAACGACAAUUGGCCGUAAGCUGUUUUGUGAUUAUCGGACAGAACUUGAACAACAGUCAGCUGGGAUAUCUCCCGAUUUGGAGAAGAGGAGAAAAAAAAACAGGUUGAGCAACAAAAGUGUGCAUCGAAAGCUUAACAAUCUUAUCCCAAUUUGUCUUCAGGUGCUUACACAGAAUGUGAGCUUGGUGUUUGUGUUGUUGAGUCAUGAUACUGUCAUGUAGUGUUUCCUGAAUCCAGCCGUGGGUCUGUCGGCUAUCACCGUUCUUCAAGGUAUAUGUGGCUCCACAGUUUCUUAUCUCAGGUUUGAUGGGGUGAACUGUUGUGAUGGACCGAUGAAAUCUAUUCUGUUGAUCCCACUUAGACCACACUGUCUGUCUGCUUCACCUCCUGUUAACAGGUGGCCCCAAAAGAGCCAUAGCCCUUGUGUCCACUGGGUCUAGAAUGACAAAAGCAUCCCCUCACAUAACCUAAUUAUUACCUACCUCAAAAUAUAGUGCAAACUGUGUUUAUUUGUCACUUUUUUUUUUUUUGUGAUAUCUUUAAUUGAUUGCCUAUUUUUAGUUGGAUAUUUCCUUUUGUUUUAAUUUCUUUGUGUGUUUUCUGUUCUGUUUUUUUUUUAUGGAGAUCUCAAUGUACUAUCGAAGGACAGUGCGUGGAUGUGUGACGUGUAGGCUAGUGAUUCAUCACUUGUUCAGACUACUUCCCAUAAUUCCACAGUGUGUUGCGUGUGGAUUGUUUUUUUAACAGCAUCUUUGUAAUAUAUAUGUUCUGAACUGCUUAAAGGCUGUUUCUAACUG